CCUGCCUUUCUCUUUCUCUGUCUCUCUCUCUCCUUCACACUGUCUUCCAACACCAUGCGCAAUACCAAACUCUUGGCCGGUUCUUCACACCCUGAACUUGCUGGACUUAUUAGCAAGCGUCUUGGCAUUCCUCUUUCGGAUUGUACCCUGAAGAAGUUCAGUAACCGGGAAACAAGUGUUGAAAUUCAUGUUUCUGUUAGAAAUGAAGACAUUUUCAUUAUUCAGUCUGGUUCUGAAAACAUGAAUGACAAUAUUAUCGAGCUCUGUAUUAUGAUUCAAGCUGCUCGUAUCGGUUCUGGUAAACGUAUUACUGCUGUUCUUCCUUACUUUCCUUACUGUAAACAAAGUAAGCGUAAGGGAAGAACGAGUAUUACGGCUAAACUUGUUGCAAACAUGUUGGCAGUUGCUGGUGUUGAUCAUAUCAUUACCAUGGACCUUCAUGCUUCCCAAAUGCAAGGUUUCUUCCAACGCCCUGUCGAUAACUUAUAUGCUGAACCUGUUAUCGCUCGUUGGAUCAAACAGUCUGUACCAAACUGGCAGAAUGGCGUAAUUGUUUCAAAGAAUGCUGGUGGUGCUAAACGUGUGACCUCUUUGGCUGAUGCCCUUCGUCUUGACUUUGCCUUGAUUCAUAAGGAUCGUUCUCGUAUGGGUCCUCAAGGCCAAAAUCGUCCUUAUAGUGGCAUGCCCAAGUCUGGUGAAGGAGAGUCUACGGUUCGCAUAUAUGAUGAGGAUGAGAGCAAGGAAGACUUGACGGCUUCUAUUUCUUCAUUAAACGAAUCCGGUGGUGAUGUCUUGAAUGCUGCAGUGAGCAUUGUUGCCGAUAAAGAUGGUGAAAGCACGAUUACAUUAGUGGGCGAUGUUAGAGAAAAGAUUGCCUUCUUGACAGAUGACAUUAUUGACAAUGUUGGUACCUUUUUGGAUGCAGCAAAUCAUUUGGUGAAUAAGUGUGGAGCUGACAAAGUGUAUAUCAUUGCCACUCAUGGUGUGUUGAGUGGUAAUGCUAUUCAAAAGAUUGAAGAAUGUGAUAGCGUGUACAAGUUGGUCGUGACCAAUACUUUUCCUAUCCCCAAGGCAAAGAUGGAUCAAUCUUCUAAAUUGAUUGUUAUCGAUAUUUCAUUUACACUUGCUGAGGCAAUUAGAAGAACGCAUAACGGUGAAAGUGUUAGCUAUUUAUUUAAUCAUGCAGAAUAAACAACAGUUUAAACAAUGACACACUCAUAUUUUGAAUAUUCUUUAUUUAGAUCAUAGCAACAGAAUAAAUAUAUAAAAAUAG
This is a messenger RNA of Rhizopus microsporus ATCC 52813, 1273 nucleotides long. RefSeq names its product phosphoribosyl pyrophosphate synthetase. The record is from RefSeq and is a predicted model, not a curated record. Gene Ontology annotation, cellular component: cytoplasm; ribose phosphate diphosphokinase complex. The coding region runs from base 55 to 1191 and encodes 378 amino acids. Lineage: Eukaryota; Fungi; Mucoromycota; Mucoromycetes; Mucorales; Rhizopodaceae. Gene Ontology annotation, molecular function: ribose phosphate diphosphokinase activity; magnesium ion binding. Gene Ontology annotation, biological process: 5-phosphoribose 1-diphosphate biosynthetic process; ribonucleoside monophosphate biosynthetic process; purine nucleotide biosynthetic process. The transcript is spliced from 6 exons.